CAGCAGAGUUUGACAACUUCCUUUUCUUCAACCACUUUCUAUUCUUCUUGUAGCUUGAAGUGAUAUUGAAAUAAACAACAAUGGCCACUUCCAUGAGCUUUUUCUUGCUUCUUUCUUCGCUAGCCUUUGCUCCCAUGUGUUUGUGUAACUACUACCAAGAGGGUAAACUCUACCCUCAGUUUUAUGACUAUUCAUGUCCACAAGCUCAGAAUAUCGUCAAGUCCAUCCUUGCCACCUAUGUUCAACAGCAACCCCGAUUGGCAGCUUCUAUUCUCAGGCUUCAUUUCCAUGAUUGCUUUGUCAAGGGUUGUGAUGCUUCAUUGCUGCUAGAUAGCAGCGAAAGCAUCAUCAGCGAGAAGGGAUCAAAUCCAAACCGUAAUUCAGCCAGAGGAUUUGAAGUCAUUGAUGCAAUUAAAGCUGCCUUAGAGAGAGAAUGUCCUUCUACAGUUUCUUGUGCUGACAUCUUGACUCUAGCUGCAAGAGAUUCAGUUGUUCUUAGUGGUGGACCAAGCUGGGAAGUACCUUUAGGCAGAAGGGACUCUAGAGAUGCAAGCAUAAGUGGCUCCAACAACAACAUUCCAGCCCCAAACAACACAUUUCAGACCAUCCUAACAAAAUUCCAGCUUCAUGGACUUGACCUAGUUGAUCUAGUUGCUCUAUCUGGGGGCCAUACUAUAGGAAAUGCCAGAUGCACCACCUUCAGGCAAAGACUCUAUAGCCAAAUCAGUGGCAAUGGCAAACCAGAUUCCACUCUUGACCAAUACUAUGCUGCUGCAUUGCGCAAUAGGUGUCCAAGAUCUGGGGGUGACCAAAACCUGUUCUUCCUAGACUAUGCCACCCCAUAUAAAUUUGACAACACCUACUUCAAGAACCUUUUGGCUUACAAGGGUCUCUUGAGUUCUGACCAAAUCCUUCUCACAGACCAAGAAUCUGCUGAACUAGUGAAGUCCUAUGCAGAAAGUAAUGACAUUUUCUUUGAACAGUUCGCCAAGUCCAUGAUCAAGAUGGGAAACAUAUCUCCUCUGACAAAUUCAAGGGGAGAGAUCAGAGAGAACUGCCGGAAGAUCAACGCUUGAAGAAGCAAUAUCAUUGCCGCAUACUAUCAAACAUAUUGUAGUCAUUAAUAUGUGACAACAUUUAAUUUAUGUUCGUUUUGUUUUGUGGUCAGGAAAAUAAAAGUCGAAUUCAUCAUGACCCCUUUGCACUGUGUUUCCUUCCACUGGGGUUUAGUUUAGGCUUUUUGUAUCACUUUUGUGUGUCACGAAAUUUGUGUAUUCCAAUUUAUUUAUAAAGAAGGUAUUAUUUUUCGAGAAA
This is a messenger RNA of Vigna unguiculata (cowpea), 1314 nucleotides long. Its product is annotated as peroxidase 72-like. The record is from RefSeq and is a predicted model, not a curated record. Gene Ontology annotation, molecular function: peroxidase activity; heme binding. Gene Ontology annotation, biological process: hydrogen peroxide catabolic process; response to oxidative stress. NCBI's taxonomy places the organism in Eukaryota, Viridiplantae, Streptophyta, Magnoliopsida, Fabales, Fabaceae.